Messenger RNA from Populus nigra (black poplar), 1194 nucleotides. Its product is annotated as carbonic anhydrase 2-like. The transcript has 10 exons. Gene Ontology annotation, biological process: carbon utilization. The record is from RefSeq and is a predicted model, not a curated record. NCBI's taxonomy places the organism in Eukaryota, Viridiplantae, Streptophyta, Magnoliopsida, Malpighiales, Salicaceae. Gene Ontology annotation, molecular function: zinc ion binding; carbonate dehydratase activity. The coding region runs from base 24 to 1022 and encodes 332 amino acids.
AGAAUCCUAAGGUCCCGUGCACAAUGUCGACGGCUUCGAUUAACAGCUGGUGUCUCACCUCUGUCUCUGCCUCUAAGAGAUCACUACCCGCAUUAUGUCCUCCAGUCUUUGCUAGCCUCAACUCCUCUGUUUCUCCUCCUACCCUUAUCAGAAACCAGCCUGUUUUCGCAGCCCCUGCUCCUAUUCUCUAUCCACCUCGGAGAGAAGAAGAAAUGGGAAACGACUACAACGAGGCCAUUGAAUCUCUCAAGAAACUCCUCAGUGAUAAGGAAGAGCUGAAAACUGUAGCAGCUGCGAAAGUGGAGCAGAUAACAGCUGAAUUACAAACCGCCUCAUCUUCUGACCCCAAGGCAUUCGAUCCUGUUGAGAAGAUUAAAUCCGGCUUCAUUCACUUCAAGAAGGAGAAAUAUGACAAGAAUCCGGGACUGUACUCCGAGCUUGCCAAAGGCCAAAGCCCCAAGUUUAUGGUGUUUGCAUGCUCGGAUUCCCGGGUUUGCCCGUCCCAUGUGCUUGAUUUCCAACCAGGGGAAGCUUUUGUGCUCCGCAAUGUUGCGAAUAUGGUCCCGCCAUACGAUCAAACUAAGUACGCUGGAGUUGGGGCAGCAAUAGAGUAUGCAGUUUUGCAUCUGAAGGUGGAAUACAUUGUGGUCAUUGGACACAGCGCCUGUGGUGGAAUUAAGGGCCUCAUGUCCUUCCCUUAUGAUGGAACAACAUCAACUGAUUUCAUAGAAGACUGGGUCAAAGUUUGCUACCCUGCCAAGACUAAGGUUUUAGCAGAACAUGCCAAUGCACCUUUCCCAGACCUCUGUACACAAUGUGAAAAGGAGGCAGUGAACGUGUCCCUUGGACACUUGCUAACCUACCCGUUUGUGAGGGAUGGCUUGGUGAACAAAACUCUAGGACUGAAGGGUGGUUAUUAUGAUUUUGUCAAAGGCAGUUUUGAGCUCUGGGGGCUUGAGUACAGCCUUUCUCCCUCUCUCUCCGUAAAGGAUGUGGCCACCAUACUACAUUGGAAGCUGUAGGGACUUGCAUAAAGGUCAUUCCCGCAAAGAUGAGGCUCUCUUCCCUCGAUUUGUUUCUUGUAAUGCAGUGGGUUGUAUAUGUAGAUAUUCUACACAACUCUUGAGGCCAACUUCUUUAACGUGUGUCUUGCUUCUUCAGUAUACAAGGCUUAAUUAAUUGGUUGUUUAUUUA